AUUGGAAUGAGGCGGCGAGCGGAGCGCCGGAGAGCCCGAGCCCCGGCAGCUAGCGGCGCAGGGCUGGAAAAACUCGCCGCAGAGGCUAAACCCCUGCUGAUGUCUCUUUAGCCAUUUUCUCAAAAUUUAAAGAAGUUUGGAGGAGGCAGAGGAAUCACUUGUAGAACGGAAAUGUUUAAACAAAGGAGUCUUCCUGGGUGAGUGUUCUUGCUUGAACUCCCUGGAUGUCUGUAGAAGCAAAGGUGGGAAACCGUACAUGAGCACCAGACAGUGACAGGGUUGGCUCCCAAGACUUCCUGCUACUGCGCAUUACUGCUGGAUUGCUGUGGAAAUGAAUGGAGAACAGCAGCAUGAUGCAGAUCCUGGGUCUGGUGUGGAAGAAGCAGAAUUCAAUUGGGAUGAGUAUCUAGAAGACACUGGAGCAACUGCAGCCCCCCAUGGAUCUUUUAAACACGUGGACACUAGUUUGCAGAAUGGCUUUGCCCCUGGUAUGAAGCUAGAGGUUGCUAUCAAGUCUGACCACAACACCUACUGGGUAGCCACCAUCAUCACUACCUGUGGGCAGUUGCUCCUAUUACGCUACGAUGGCUAUGGGGAAGACCGCAAGGCAGACUUUUGGUGCGACAUCAUGACAGCUGACUUACACCCAGUUGGUUGGUGUGAGCAGAACAAAAAGAUUCUCAAAGUGCCUGAAGGUAUCAAGGAUAAGAUAUCUGACCAGGAAGAAUUCCUUCGACAGACACUGACAGGAGCAUGCAGUGCUCCUGCUAACCUGCUAGAGGGUCUUCACAGAGGGAAGAAUCCCUUGGAUCUCAUUGCACCAGGCUCCAGACUAGAAUGUCAAAACUCCCAAGACUCCUUAGCAGCCUGGAUUGUCAAGGUGGUGGAAAACGUUGGCGGGAGGCUCAAGUUGCGCUACGAAGGGUUGGUAGAUUCUGACCAGUCUGAUCAGUGGAUGUUCUACUUGGAUCCAUUUCUUCAUCAAAUGGGCUGGGCAGCUCAACAGGGAUAUGACCUCCAACCUCCAGCAGCUAUCCGGUCCCUGAAGAGUGAGGCAGAAUGGCAGGACAUCUUGACAAAGGUGAAAGAGGAAGAAGAAGGGUCCUCAGUACCCACUGAUCUCUUUAAGGACAAGCCAGUGAUUGGAGUGCAUUCAUUCACUGCAAGCAUGAAGUUAGAGGCUGUGGAUCCAGUAGCACCUUUUGUCCUCUCUCCUGCUACAGUUGUUAAGGUGUUCAAUGAAAAAUAUUUCUUGGUGGAAAUUGAUGACUUGCGACCAGAAUGCACAACCAGCCGGUCAUACAUUUGUCAUGUCAACAGUGCUGGUAUCUUUCCUGUGCAGUGGAGUCUGAAAAAUGGUUUGCAUCUCAGCCCUCCACCAGGUUAUCCCGGGCAGGACUUUGAUUGGGCGGACUACCUCAAACAGUGCGGUGCUGAGGCUGCUCCCCAGAGCUGCUUUCCUUUGCUAACUUCCAACCAUGGAUUUAAAGAGAACAUGAAGCUUGAGGCUGUGAACCCUGUUGAUCCAGGGGAAAUUUGCAUUGCCACAGUCACCAAGGUGAAAGAGUCCUACCUUUGGCUUCAAUUAGAGGGCUCCAAAAGGCCAGUUCCUGAAUGCAUACUGAGUGUGGAAUCGAUGAAUAUAUUUCCAGUGGGUUGGUGUGAGACCAAUGGAUACCAGCUCAGACCUCCUCGCAGAGCAAUAGUGAACAAACAGAGGAAAAUUGCUGUAGUUCAACCAGAGAAACAAAUUUUGUCUUCAAGGACUGUCCAUGAGAGGCUGAAGAACCAAGAACUGAAUUCCACUGACUCAGUUGUAAUUAAUGGAAAGUACUGCUGUCCAAAGAUCUACUUCAACCACCGGUGUUUCUCAGGACCUUACCUUAACAAAGGGAGAAUUGCAGAGCUGCCUCAGUCUGUGGGACCUGGGAACUGCGUUCUUGUCCUUAAAGAGGUUCUCACUUUAUUGAUCAAUGCAGCCUACAAACCUAGCCGUGUCCUUCGAGAACUCCAGCUGGAUGAGGAUGCUGCCUGGCAUGGGCAUGGAGAGACCCUGAAAGCAAAGUACAAAGGGAAGAGUUACCGUGCCACUGUGGAGGUUGUGAGAACAGCAGAUCGGGUGGCAGAUUUCUGUAGAACAACCUGCAUCAAACUGGAAUGCUGUCCAAAUCUCUUUGGCCCACAGAUGGUGCUAGAUAAGUGUUCAGAGAACUGCUCUGUCCUGACAAAGACCAAAUACACACACUAUUAUGGGAAGAGGAAAAACAAAAGGAUUGGCCGACCACCAGGUGGCCACAGUAAUCUGGAAGCAGUCAUGAAGAAACCAAGCAAGAGGAGGAAGAGACGAAAACACUUCUUUGUCCAUAAGAAAAAACGUUCUUCCACCUCAGUGGACAACUCUCCAGUUGGAUCUCCCCAGGGCAGUGGGGGAGAGGAAGAGGAUGACCAGGAUGAUCUAGAUGAAGAAUCAUUGAGUGAGGACAGCACCUCAGAGCAGCAAGAUGAACUGCUUGAAGAGUCGGAAGUGUCGGAGAAGAAAUCACGGUCCUCCUCUCCCACGCAAAGUGAACUGUCCCACUGCCUGGCUCAGGAUCAAGACAAGCGGAAGAGAAAGCUCCGGACCUUUUCCUUCUCUGAUGAUGAAAAUAAACCCCCUUCACCAAAGGAAAUAAAGAUUGAAGUUGCCGAAAAGCUGCAACUGGACAGUAACCCUCUGGAAUGGAGCGUGGCUGACGUCGUGCGGUUCCUCAAAUCCACGGACUGUGCCCCGUUAGCCAGAAUUUUCCUGGAUCAGGAAAUAGAUGGUCAGGCGCUUCUCCUGCUCACCCUCCCCACUGUUCAGGAGUGCAUGGACUUGAAACUUGGGCCAGCCAUUAAACUUUGCCAUCACAUUGAAAGGGUCAAACUUGCUUUUUAUCAGCAGUUUGCUAACUGAGGGGUGGCCAAGUGGAAGUGGACCUUUGGAAGCACAACUACAGCAACAUGCUCCUCCCUUUCUGGCGGGGAAAGCCAAAUGGAGUUAAACUGAGGCUCCAGUUCUGGUGACCUACAAACAUCUGUUCAGCCACAGUUUUGCACUUUGAGGGAAGGAAGACAACAUCUGGAGCAAAAUGUCAAUCAAACAUAGCAGCUACCCUACCAGCUGGCUGCUAGCUUGGGAACACGAGUCUCUCACUCUGAUCACGUCUUUUUUAAUUUUUAAAAAAUGGUUACAGAAACUUUCCUAUAAGGAGACAGAUGUUUCAAGAGUUCUGGUGGUGCAGAAUUAGAAAAGGUAAAGGAGAGACAGAUGCCAUGUAAGUGAGAAGACAGCUACUGGAAAAUGUUUUUCCUGUUCCUAACCAAUCAAGAAGAACUCCAUUUCCUUUCUCUGAAAGAGAACAUUUGCUUUAAGACAGCACUGGCUUUGGGAUGUGCUCUUUACACAUCAGCGCUUUUUUAAUUUAAAUUAGCUCAUUGUCAGGACAACGAUGUGGCCACAGGGUUCUGAAUGUACGAUAUAGCAAGAGUUGUUUCUUUUA
Chrysemys picta bellii (western painted turtle) is the source of this 3521-nucleotide messenger RNA. RefSeq names its product Scm like with four mbt domains 1 (gene SFMBT1). Gene Ontology annotation, molecular function: chromatin binding; histone binding; transcription corepressor activity. Gene Ontology annotation, cellular component: nucleus. The record is from RefSeq and is a predicted model, not a curated record. Gene Ontology annotation, biological process: negative regulation of DNA-templated transcription. Lineage: Eukaryota; Metazoa; Chordata; Testudines; Emydidae.